This is a messenger RNA of Andrographis paniculata, 539 nucleotides long. Its product is annotated as protein MOTHER of FT and TFL1. Lineage: Eukaryota; Viridiplantae; Streptophyta; Magnoliopsida; Lamiales; Acanthaceae. The record is from RefSeq and is a predicted model, not a curated record. The coding region runs from base 8 to 532 and encodes 174 amino acids. Gene Ontology annotation, biological process: response to abscisic acid; positive regulation of seed germination. The transcript has 4 exons.
GUUAGCAAUGGCGGCGCGUGUUGAUCCAAUGAUCGUCCGGCGCGUGAUCGGCGACGUGGUCGACGUGUCGGUGCCGUCGGUGGCGAUGUCCGUCUACUACGCCGCCAAGCACGUCAACAACGGCUGUGACGUCAAGCCCUCCGCCGCCGUCGACGCCCCCAGAGUUUACAUCGCCGGCCUGCCUGACCAAUUCUACACCUUGGUAAUGACAGAUCCUGAUGCUCCAAGUCCAAGUGAGCCAAGCUUAAGGGAAUGGGUGAAUUGGAUUGUGACAGACAUUCCAGGUUGCUCUAAUGCCUCCAUAGGUAAGGAGGUGUUGCCAUAUCUCGGCCCGAGCCCGGCCGUCGGGAUCCAUCGAUACAUUCUUGUACUUUUCCGGCAGAAAUCCGCUCUGCUGGAUAAGCCGCCGGAGCCACCGGCGUUGCGCUCUAAUUUCAACACUAGAGCUUUUGCAGAAAAACUUGAACUUGGAACUCCGGUGGCCACCGUAUAUUUCAAUGCCCGUAGGGAGCCCGCGAACCGUAAACGCUAGAGCCCGA